UUGUUGCUUUUGAAGAUAAUGAUGUUGAGGAAUUGGACGAUGAGGGGAAUGACGAGAGUAGUGAGUGGAAUGAUGUGAGAAAUGUGGGGAAUGACGAGAGAAGUCAGGGGAAUGACGAGAGAAAUGUGGGGAAUGAAAGAAGUGAGGGGAAUGACAAGAGAAAUGAGGGGAAUGACGGGAGAAGUGAGGGUAAUGAGAGAAGUGAGGGGAAUGACAAGAGAAGUGGGGGGAAUGACGAGAGAAAUGAGGGGAAUGGUGAGAGAAAUGAGGGUAACAUGAGGAAUAAAGUGGAAAAUAAGGGGAAGGAUGUGAGGAAUGAGAGGAGUAUGGGGAUGAAUGCAAGGAAUACUACAAAGAUCGAGAGGGAUAAUAAGACCGAUGAAAGAAAUGAGUCUAACGACGAGAGGAGCAAAGAUAGGGACGAGGUGAAGAGUGAGAGAAAAGUGCGGAAUGAUGAGAGGCAUAAGGUGAAUGCUCAGAAGAAUGAGAGAAAUAAAUGGAAGAGCGAAGGGACGAAUGAGAGGAACACAAGGGGCAAAUACGGGAAUGAUCAUCAGAAUGAAAGGGAUAAUGGGAACAAUAAAAAGAAUAAGGGGAAAAUAGAAGGGAAUGAGUGGAACAAAGAAGACAAAUUUCAAAAAAUAUUGCAACUUGUGUCUAUUGAAAUGGCUUGCAUUGAGAGGGAAUUGAAGGAAUCUUUCAAGGAUUUGGAGGAUUCUAGCCCUUUGAAAGGACACAAAAAAUUAGAAAGGAGUGAAACACAGAAGAAACGUGAAAUUGAAGAGGAGGAAUUAAAUAAAUUAUAUGUUGCAAAAAGGAAAAUUGAAAUUAACAUUGACAACGGAAGGCUAAACAAAGUUUUAGAUAAGUUAAAAGGUGGGUGA
Messenger RNA from Meloidogyne enterolobii, 884 nucleotides. Lineage: Eukaryota; Metazoa; Nematoda; Chromadorea; Rhabditida; Meloidogynidae. The record is from the annotation of a GenBank genome assembly.